Molecule: messenger RNA, 1380 nt
Organism: Laccaria bicolor S238N-H82
Lineage: Eukaryota; Fungi; Basidiomycota; Agaricomycetes; Agaricales; Hydnangiaceae
Exons: 11
Coding region: 1-1380 (459 amino acids)
Source: RefSeq, a predicted model, not a curated record
AUGAUAUGCUCUGGUGAGAAAUACAAACUCCAAGCAGGUUAUGGCAUCUACAGGUACAAAGACCCGACAGAGGAACGCCAGAUAGAUUGGGCCGGAUCGGGCCCUACAAAAAACCAGAAUAGGCGAGGGAGCCACGACCCCACACACAAGGCCCUACAAGGCCCCUCGCCCUCCUCGGCCACAUUAGGGGUUCGCUAUGGAGCCCCACAACAUCCGGUUUGGGAGGCGGUGCCGCAAAAUGGUGAUGCGGGUUCUGGAGGUGUGGCAUUUGUAGCCUGCAGGGGUGAAACACAGACACAAACUGGGUUCGGUCGCAGCAGUCACCCCAUACGCCCAGGAAGGAAAUCUUGCUACCCUCAGGAAACUCCUCUGACAAAGGAGACGCGUCGCGUCCGAGGAACCAGGCAAAUGCAUCCGAAUCGCAUGUUCCGUUUCCUUCUCUGCGCCCUCCGGACUCCAAGGAUGAUGCAUGACCCAUUGCAGGCAUUCAACGCAUCGGUAGAUCAGAUCACCCAUUUCGGUCUGGUCACGGUACAUCCCUGCGAUAGUGUCUUGUCAGCCCAACCUCACUUCAGAAUUACGAAAGGAUGUCAACCUUGUAACAACCCUGCUCCAUCUUCUCUUCUAGAGACCGCUCAUACUGCUCAUCAAGGCCGCAUCGGCAUGCCAUUAGUUUGGGGAGGCGGUGCCGCAGAUGUCAGCUUGAAAAGAUUUGUGGAUGAGGGCAUGAAGUCACCUGGGAGGCGCUGCCCCAGUUGCCCUCUCACUACUCCCAAUGCCGGCCCUCUUUCUCAAGCCUUCGCUUCGAAUUUGAGGCUCAGACCGACAUUGGUCUUCUGCACAUCAGAUGUGAUGACCAUGAAACUCGACGUUAUAUUUCCCAGAGCCCGGCCAGAGAUGCCAACCAUCUCUGCGGCCCCUCUUUCUGGAAAAGGACGUCCACACCAUGCUAUCCCAGCACCCCCGUCAUAUUUUCGUUUUCUCUGUGACAAGCUGAAAUUGAAGAUUCUUGCCAUUCUCCCGUUGAACCCGAGAGGGUACAAGUCGAGAAUCGGUGAGGUUGAUCAUCAGACCACCCAUUUCAGUCAGGUUGUAGUAGGAUACCACUGCAAUGGUGUCCUUGAUCCCAACCUUAUAACAAACCCGCUCCAUCUUCACAGACCGCUCGUCGAAGGUCCCAUCGGCAUGGAAGACUUGGGUAGAAAAGACAGCAUUGGUGGUAUGAUUGAUGAGGGUGGGAAUUUGGCAACACCGGAGGCGGUCACAGAAUUUACCACUGUCGUGACGCGGGACGCAUGUGCUUUGCACUGCCGUCUGCACAACGGAAUUUGGAAAACCUGUUUCGGGGAGAAACAGACCACUUCAUCCAACAAGGCCUAA